UGGACACUGAACUCUACGUAGUCUUCUAGGCUGCGUGUCAAAACAUUUAGAGCUGCCUACACAGACAGCAUUUUUGGCAUAAUAGACGUCUUAAAUGCCGUCUAUAUAGUCAGCGCAGUAGGAUUGGAGACCGCCCCUGUGUCCACAAUAAUGCCAUCAUGAUCAGCCUGGAGCAGCGCUGAUCUGAGCUGUGAAACACACACUGAACCCGACACGGAUGGAGUGAUCAGCCCGCUGCCAUGCACUUCCACUCUCUCCCGUAGAUGUCACGGGCUGGCAUACGUGGAAACUCCACUCACUCCCGCUUUUGAGAACAGUUGCAACACGGAAUGACAUGAAACGAGCACCGCUACUCACCGGAGCUAACUUUUUUCCACUCUACUGUUUUUUUCUCUCCCGUUCGGCUAGUUUUCUAGCUGCUUGAGCUAACCGUACACCGGGCUGUUUUAAUGUAAUUAUCCACACGACUUCACCAUCGUGCUCAAGGAUCUUUCGGCUCAUGAGGCAUCGACGAACACACUCUCCACGUCUUAAAAACUGGGGUUUGAGGCCGACGCCACUAAAAUGAAGAAACAGUUUAAUCGGAUGAAACAGCUCGCCAAUCAAACAGUUGGCAGAGCGGAGAAAACAGAGGUCCUCAGUGAUGACCUGUUACAGAUCGAGCGGCGUAUGGAAUUGGUGCGAGUCGUUUCGCACAACACGCACAAAAGAAUGGCUGCGUGUUUGCAGGGGCAGAUAGGCACUGAUGCUGAGAAGAGACAUAAAAAGCUUCCACUAACAGCGCUGUCACAGGCCAUGCAGGAUGGUGGGAACCAGCUGGGGGAGGAGUCUCUGAUUGGAAAAAUGAUGGAGAUGUGCGGAGAUGCCGAGAACAGACUGGCAUCUGAGCUAAUGCAGCACGAAGUGAACAUUGAGAAGGAGAUCUUAGACCCCCUCAAUCAGCUAGCGGAGGUGGACAUUCCUAACAUCCUGAAACAAAGGCGGCAGUUAGCCAAGCUGGUUCUGGACUAUGACUCUGCCCGAGCGAGGUGGUUGCAGGCAACCAAGUCGAUAAUCUCAGGAACAAACACACAAGCACUGACAGCCAAAGCAGACUCGCUUAAAGAAGAAGUCGACGAAGCUAUGAACAAAAUGGAGCUGUGUAAGGAUCAACUUUCAGCAGACAUGUACAAUUUCUUCUCAAAGGAGGCAGACUAUGCCCGCUACUAUGUAAUGUUAUUAGAGGCACAAGCUGAUUACCACAGAAAAUCUCUCACCUUGCUCGAGAGCGUCCUACCAACCAUUCAAGCUCAACAAGAUUCAUGGACUGAGAAGCCAGCGUUUGGAACUGCUCUGGACGAGCACCUGAAGCGCAGUGGCAGAGAGAUCGCACUGCCUAUAGAGGCCUGCGUCAUGAUGCUACUGGAGACUGGAAUGAAAGAGGAGGGUCUUUUCAGAAUAGCUGCAGGAGCCUCUAAACUGAAGAAGCUGAAGGCAGCUCUGGAUUGCUCCACCUCACAGCUGGAGGAGUUUUACUCCGACCCACAUGCCGUUGCUGGGGCAUUAAAGUCAUAUCUCAGAGAGCUGCCUGAACCUUUGAUGACUUACCAGAUGUAUGAUGAGUGGAUACAGGCAUCCAAUGUCCCUGACCCAGACAAACGGUUACAGGCUUUGUGGGUUACCUGCGAUCAAUUACCAAAAAACAACAAGGCAAACUUCAGAUACCUUAUUAAGUUCCUUGCUAAGCUUGCACAGGAUAGUGACGCUAACAAGAUGACCCCCAGCAACAUUGCCAUUGUUCUUGGACCCAAUCUACUGUGGGCUAAAACCGAGGGGAGCCUAGCAGAAAUGGCUGCUGCAACCUCUGUCCAUGUGGUUACUAUUAUCGAACCCAUCAUUCAGCAUGCAGAUUGGUUUUUCCCUGAAGAUGUGGAUUUUAAUGUAUCCGGCAUGUUUUCAAUGCCCGCACCCCUGCCAAACAACGUUAAUCACCUGACCCCGCCAGAUUAUGACUCGGGCACCAUAGAGAGGAAGAGACCGGGCAGCAUGGUGGGUCCAGAUGGUGAAAUGCCCCGGAGAGACAGCUCUGCUAAUAAAUUAAUGGACCACAAUCCUCGUAGAGGCAAUACUGUACCUAGAAAGCAGCACGCUUCGCCUGCCUUCCAGCCCCCGCUGCCCCCAGUGGAGGCUGCAGGUAGUGCAGGGGGUCAGCCUAUGGCUGAACUCUUGCUCCAGCAGCCUGCGCAGGCGGGCAUGGCCUUAGAGAGCUGCCAGCCUGGGCUGGCACUGGGGAUGGCCGCCCUGGCAGCAGCACAGCAGCUUCUAGCUCAGCACACUGAGGAGAUCAGUUCAAAGAACCGAGACCCUGCUUCGACUCCUCCAGCUCAGAGAAAUGGCACUGGAGGAUCAGGACAGCUGAGUGUGGGGACGCCUGUGGCUGGAUCUACAGGACCCAGUCCUCACAUGGCUCGCAGAGGUACAAAGAAGCCGGCCCCAGCUCCUCCUAAACCGGCCAACCCUCCACCAGGCCAACCAUCCAAUCAGUCAGUACAGCAAACUUCUUCAGGCACCCCUCAGUCCCUCAGCCCCUCCCCUAGGCCGCUUUCUAGUUACUCUCCUACCAAUCUGAGCCCCACACAACCACAGGCUCAAACAAACACGACCCCUCGUCGCCACACGAGCAACCAGCCUCCUAUUCAGGCACCCAACCAUCCACCCCCUCAGCCUCCCACACAGGCCACGCCCCCUCCCCAAGCCACUGCUCCUGGUGACCCCGGAGAAGACCCCUCCCCUCCAAGCACUCCCACUCCUCCAAGCACCCCUCCGCCCACAGCAGUGUUUCACGACAGUCCCAGUCCCACCGCUCCCCCGGUGUUCCAGUCAGGAUCGCUUCCUCGCCCGAGGCCUGUGCCUAAACCACGUAACAGACCUACUGUUCCCCCUCCACCCCAGCCUCCAGCCACAGGAAGCGACAGCAAUGGAAUUUGCAGUGCUGCCUUCAAAACAAUGGAUUCGGGGAUGACAUUUAAAGCACUUGGUCGAGCUCUUGUUCCUGACAUUGCUGUUGAGAGGCCUGUUACCCAACUGAAGGACUCAGACCUUGACACAGAAAGCACCGUCCUGUAAAGAUGGCCUUGGCCCUGUCACCCUUUCCCUUAACCAAAGGUUUGCUAAAGGGCUGCUCUUCUCACAUUACCAAAGUGUUUAUCAUCUUGGCUGUACUUCUUAAAAAUCCUACACUUAAGACAAUCAACAAUCCCAGUGGCACCAGGGAAACAAACGCCCCAAGAUGUAGCAUGUUUAUUUAAAGCUGCCUUUUCAUUGUGAUGGCAGCAAAAAAUGACCUGUAUUACAUGAGGAAUACAUGGGCGAAAGUGAUGGGCGAUUUUGGUGAACAAGAAACUAAAUUGAUUGUUAUGAGGUACUUGGAGGUGAGUCUUAAGUGGCCUUAGCUAAACAAAGCAAAUACUCAAAUUAAAAAGUGGAAGACACUAAAUCAAAAGCAAAAACUCUGGCUUUUUGUAUAGUUUGUGACUGCAGGUCUCCAGUCAGCCAAUACAGUACAUUCCUUAUUUUCAUUUGCAAGCCUUAUUAUUCCAGUUUGGAUACUAGUUACAUGCAAUACAUUGGUUUAAAGUAUAUAAAUGCUGAAUGAUUCAUUCUCUGCCUUUCACAGCUGAUGUUUUCAUAAUUUUGGGGCAUUAAUAUGACUGGACCUAAAUAUAUGUGGUAGAGCGCUACUCGGCUAUGUGUAGAAGUAAUCCUGACUGGUUCGUAUGUGAAAGAGGUAAUUUGUUAUUGGACAUUUGAUUUGCUAAAAUUAGAAACAAAGUGUUCAGCUGUCAGUUUAUGUGAUGGAAAAGGUCAAAACAUGUGUUUAGUGAUAUUCUGAUAUGGAAACCUUAUGUUAUUGCUUUGUUUAUAUGUUUACCAGGCCUUGACAAGGAUAGCUUUGUAUUUCCCUCCUUUUACCCAAGAUAUGGUACCAAAGUGGGGAAAAAUGUGCCACUUGGAUGUUAUUCUUACUGUAUAAUAGCUAAGAGCAGACAUAAUUGCUUACAUUUUUUCCUCCUUGUCUCAUAUUCUAUAAACUCUCAAUCACAAGUAUUAAAAUAACCCCAAAUUGUUUUGCUGAUAUUGCAACCGUUUUGACAAGACACCAUAAGAAUGGCGAUUGUCAUCGGCUUGUCAGUCAUGUUAUGAUAUGCGAUGAACUGAUGAUCAACACUAUUGGUUAUUAAGUGUGAACAGCUUGCUAAUCAUGAUGACACUGCUUCAUGCUCUCUUCUUCAAAGGCAAAACAUUUGGCAUGUUCACGAUUCUGAUCAAUUUUCAUGUGAGAGAAAAAUGUAGGCGAUCAUGAUCACUGUUAGCUUUUCUUUAUACAUUUUCCUUGCCUUUACCAUGCUGCCUUACCUAAGUACACUUACAAGAGCUAUUUUACCAAGGUUUGGAAAGUAAACUGACUUCACACUUAUGAAACUAAAUGUUGAUGGUGCAUUUGAAGUUCAGAGGCUUCAUGUCAGAAGACUUUAUCUUUAAGGAAUUUGAAAAAAAAAUGCUUUGUAUUACUGCUUCAAAGUGAAAUUAAAAAAGUGAAACAAGA
This is a messenger RNA of Megalobrama amblycephala (Wuchang bream), 4585 nucleotides long. RefSeq names its product Rho GTPase activating protein 17a (gene arhgap17a). The coding region runs from base 565 to 3105 and encodes 846 amino acids. Gene Ontology annotation, molecular function: protein binding; GTPase activator activity. Gene Ontology annotation, biological process: signal transduction; positive regulation of GTPase activity; regulation of Rac protein signal transduction. The transcript has 20 exons. Gene Ontology annotation, cellular component: intracellular anatomical structure; cytosol; cytoplasm. The record is from RefSeq and is a predicted model, not a curated record. NCBI's taxonomy places the organism in Eukaryota, Metazoa, Chordata, Actinopteri, Cypriniformes, Xenocyprididae.